Messenger RNA from Pochonia chlamydosporia 170, 1443 nucleotides. Its product is annotated as protein kinase-like domain. The transcript is spliced from 2 exons. Bases 1 to 1443 code for a protein of 480 amino acids. The record is from RefSeq and is a predicted model, not a curated record. NCBI's taxonomy places the organism in Eukaryota, Fungi, Ascomycota, Sordariomycetes, Hypocreales, Clavicipitaceae.
AUGGCCCCGAAACUGAGAUGUGUUUGCAUGGAUAAAGACGACCUUGCGUGGGAGAAGAGUGACGAAGAGGUCGAAUCGUGGCAGAAGUCACUACAUGACCGUGAAAUUUACCUUGGAAUCAGCAGCCUUAUACGAAAAUACAGACCUGGCCAGGCAGUAAGGCUUCAUACACCGAUUAGAGGCGGAUACAAUAUAUUCUACCGGCUCGAAUAUAGUGAUGGCUCAUCCGCUGCGAUGAGGAUCCCCUGCAUUGUCAAGUUCCCCGAGGAAAAGGUUAGGUACGAGGUAGCUACAAUGCGUUAUGUCGCUGCAAACACUACGAUCCCCGUGCCUAGGAUAUACCAUUACGGAACUGCGGCGGAGAAUCCUACUGGCCUUGGCCCCUUCAUUAUUAUGGAUUAUAUAGACCACGAGAGGACAAUGUCUGACGCUUUGAAAGACCCUACUCUAGGACCUGACGAGUCUCAUGUACUGGACGCCGACAUCAGCGAGGAUAAGCUCAAGUUUCUUUACAGGCAAAUGGCCAACAUUCUGCUGCAGCUAUCUCGGUUGACAUUUCCCAAAAUAGGUUCCUUGGUGCAGGAAGAUGAUGGAUCGUUUUCUGCUUCAGGACGGCCGCUGAUUCAGAACAUGAACUCUUUGGUAGAGUUCGCUGGGGUAGUCCCAUCGCUACUACCAUCCCAAUCUUACGACACCUCUGCCGAGUGGUACGCAGCCAUGGCAGACAUGCAUAUGGCACAGCUAGCUUUCCAACAUAAUGAUGCGGUUCUAGAUGAGGAUGAUGUACGGGAUAAAUACGUUGCUCGUCAGCUGUUUCGACGACUUGUAUCUAGUCGGCAGCAGCACCACUGCGAGUCUACCUUUCGGCUAUACUCUGAAGAUUUACGUCCAUCCAACGUCUUGAUCGAUCAAGAUCUUCGCGUAGUAGGCGUUAUAGACUGGGAGUUUGCCUAUGCUGCGCCGCCGCAGUUUUCGUUCGAUCCCCCCUGGUGGCUGCUCUUAAAGAGCCCAGAGUACUGGCCCGGCGGGUAUAAUCCAUGGAUGGAGGCAUAUGAACCUCGACUGAAUACGUUUUUAAGCGGUUUAGAAGAAGAAGAAGAGAAGGAAGAUGAGCAAAAAGGUCCAACAUCCCCUACAAGAGACUCUGGGAUGCCACUUUCACGGCUAAUGAGAAAGAGCUGGGAGCAAAAAGCUUGGAUGAUUAAUUACGCCGCUAGGAAUAGCUGGGCUUUUGACUUUAUCUUUUGGAGGUAUUUGGAUGGUGCGUAUUUUGGGGAGAAUGAGAGUGGUGAUUAUCAUGCAAGACUUGGAUUACUUGCGAAAGAGGAAAUUGAAGCGAUGGAAGCUUUGGUAGUGAUGAAGAUGGAGGAGAUGGCGGAUAGGGUCCUGGUUCAGUGGAAUCAUGAUGAUGCUGUGGCCAGGCUGGCUAAGGUUAUGGUUUGA